GGGUGGGGGCUAAAUCUAACCUGCUGGAAGUUGAUUGACUUGACCAUUAGAUCCCCUUCUUGACGUUUCAUAAUACCUUUACAUCACUUCCUUCUACUGACCUGGUUAAACAUGCAGUGGAAUGGGGCCAAGUUUUACCUAUGAAAAUGAAAUCUGCAACUUCCCCUCCUUGAGGAAGACACAUAUUCAGGCCUAUUUAGUUCAGUCUUGUGGCUGAGUGGAAACAUCUGCUCGUCUACUUCUAGUUUGUGUGGUAGGUCUGUAUUUCCUGGUGGAAGCAGAAGUUUCAGCAAGCUUUUUAUUUUCUUUCAUCUGCCAGAAGCAGAAAUGCCUCAGAUCCCAAAGAAGGCGGACCGUUGAAGGUAGACGCUCGAGUGUCUGGAAUGGUGAAAGAACCCAAAACUCACAGAGGAGAUUCGGUGGGAUAAGGGGAAGAAGAAGCCUUCCCCUAUAACACUGGCAAUGAAUUCAAUUUUUGGUGGAAGAUGUCUGUAUGGAUGUUAUAUUCCUGACUGGGCAAUGCUUGUAGCAGCUGUGGUUGUCUUCUUGAUGCUGCUGGCAAUUGUGGUCCUCUCCAUAUGUCUUUGCCGGGUCUGUAAAAGAGUGAAGAAGCGAAGAAUGUCACUGGUACGUUUAGAGGGAUUUAAGAGCCAGAUGGGCAGAAGAGGAAGUGUGAAUGCGUCAGAAAACACCUGCGAAGCCGAUUUGCAUUAUGCCGAAUUACAAAACCUCCCGGCCUUCGGCAGAGGUCAGUGUGAUGGGGGAGCCAACCUGGAUGCUCAGAACAGUGACUACGCUACAGUGGCUGUGCUGAAAGAAGAUCCCAGCGAGGAAGAUUUUGGCAGUCACCAGCAAAAAGAGGACAGUGGGGUAGAGGAUGGGGUGAGGGAUGACCAGGUUUUUGUAGAAGCUGAAUCAGCUUCAUGUGACUUGGAAUAAGGGAGUCGGCCAAGGGACAGAAGCUUUGGGUGUUCCAAAUGGAUGGCAAGGCUCUUGUGCUAACAUUUUCCUUCUUGAGAAGCCCAAUUCUACAGCUAUACAGGUAGUCCUCGACUUACAACAGUUUGUUCAGUGGCAGUUUGAAGUUAAGUUCAAAGAGGGUGAUAAGUCACUUUUACCCAUGCCAUUGUAACUUUGAUGGCAUGGGGAAAAGUGACUUAUCACCCUCUUUCACAUGUACAACCAUUGCCGCAUCUCCAUGGUCACAUGAUUGAAAUUCAAAUGCUUGGCCACUGACUCCUAUUUACGACCUUUGCAGUGUCCCGGGGGUCAUUAUGAUCACCUUUUGUGAACUUCUGACGAGCAAAGUCAACG
Molecule: messenger RNA, 1314 nt
Organism: Crotalus tigris (Tiger rattlesnake)
Lineage: Eukaryota; Metazoa; Chordata; Lepidosauria; Squamata; Viperidae
Gene: LST1
Product: leukocyte specific transcript 1
Exons: 5
Coding region: 463-939 (158 amino acids)
Biological process (GO): cell morphogenesis; immune response
Cellular component (GO): membrane
Source: RefSeq, a predicted model, not a curated record